This is a messenger RNA of Lathyrus oleraceus (garden pea), 531 nucleotides long. RefSeq names its product major pollen allergen Ole e 10. Bases 69 to 494 code for a protein of 141 amino acids. The transcript has a single exon. Lineage: Eukaryota; Viridiplantae; Streptophyta; Magnoliopsida; Fabales; Fabaceae. The record is from RefSeq and is a predicted model, not a curated record.
AUACACCAACCAUUGUAGCGGUUCCUUCCACAAAUCCUGUCACGAUUUCCCCUACAAAUCCAGCUGCAAUGCCCGUAACGGUUCCUUCUACUACACCUGCUGUUCCUUUACCUCCAACAAAUCCAACCAGUUCACCGGUUCCGGCCUUCAAUCCAGCUACAACACCUUCAACUGUUCCAGGUGCGCAACCAGUAACCAACCCUGUAACGUCUUAUCCACCUCCAUCGGGAAGUGUUCCUGUUCCUGUCAUAAACCCUCCUUCAAACACAAAUGCUCCUUCUGUUCAGGGACAGAGUUGGUGUGUGGCGAAAGCAGGUGCUCCACAAGCCUCCCUUCAAUCAGCACUGGAUUAUGCUUGUGGAAUGGGUGCUGAUUGUUCUCAGAUACAGCAGGGUGGGAGUUGUUUCAGUCCAGUCACUUUGCAGAGUCAUGUUUCUUUUGCUUUCAAUAGUUACUAUCAAAAGAAUCCAGCUCCAACAAGUUGCGACUUUUGAGGCGCUGCCACCUUAAUUAACACAAAUCCAAAUUCUG